This is a messenger RNA of Belonocnema kinseyi, 2446 nucleotides long. RefSeq lists its product as uncharacterized. The transcript has 4 exons. The coding region runs from base 446 to 910 and encodes 154 amino acids. The record is from RefSeq and is a predicted model, not a curated record. Lineage: Eukaryota; Metazoa; Arthropoda; Insecta; Hymenoptera; Cynipidae.
AAUCAACCGUGUGUGUUUAAAAAGCUUCCAACUGCCUGGAAUGUAUAUUCCUAAUCAUAAGUCACGUGUCUAAUCAAAAGUUUUAACGUGCCUAAAAUAUUUUCCUUUCUUUUCAAAACAAAAACACCUGUUUUCAUUAAAAACAAAUUUAACUUCUCAAGUACUGGAUACAAACUUCUUGGUCCAUUGUGCACUUCAGUUUUGAAAGCUGACUUUUCCAAGUUUUUAUUUCUUUUUCGGGUCUGUCCCUUCCCGGCUGAGAUAUGACUUAAUGCAAAAAACGUGUUUGAUCUAGAAGACUAUUUAAAACCAGACAAAUUUUUGAUUAGUGAAAAGUUCUUGAUUGAUUCUUGAUUGAUCGACAAAUAAUAUUCAAUUGCUGAAGAAGAGGGCUACAGGAUUUCCCGAAUUGGGAAUAGUGCAGACGUCUGAGUCUAGACAAUUGAUGAUAAACUACAAGGGAAUGAAGGGAAGAAUUUACGAAAAUAGGACGGGCCUGUGUCUCCUGGCACUUUUGGUGUCCUUUUUUCUUGACAGUCAACUAGUCAUUGCAGAACCGGAACCAGCUGUACCUGGCAUGAUUUACACAGACAGUUUCAUUGAAGAUCCAGAAGAAAUGAUUCUUCUCAAUAGAUUGAGGAGUAUAGUGAGGCGUAAACAGGAAACAAUAGAGCAGGAAAGAGAACUGACGGAAGAGCAAAUCGCCAUUCAGGCGAUACUCGAUGCAAAAGCUCAAAGCCAAAGAGGCCCACAUACGUUACCGGAAGACUUUUCCAUUGAGGACUCUGAGACACUUCCUGUUCCAAGUGCCAUAUUUAACCACGGACCUCAACACACAGGAAAACGAACCAGCUAUAUGACGCUCUGUCACUUCAAGAUCUGCAAUAUGGGUCGGAAACGACAACCAUAAAAAAUAGCUGCGUUGAAAUCUCAGAGACGGAGAUGAUUUCUGCCCAAUGUAUUCAUUUUCGACUUACGAGAGUCACUUCAAGCGAAGUUCAAGAUCACAAAGAAAGCACGUGAAUCAAUUUUUAAGAAAUUUCAAUAAAGAACCAAAUUUACAAAGCCGAAUAAACCAAACAUGCAGAAGACAAAUCACAAGAAUUUAGUUGUGACUCCAAACGCCAGUCUCCGAAUUUUGCAAAAAUUUUCUUCACUAAUUACAACCUAAUUGAGUUCACUUCAUUUAGUUAUGUUUUUCAAAAACUCCAAUGUCUUAAAUUGACGCCCGUUUUAUGGAAUACUGGGAAUAUUCAAAAAUUCAACUUGCAUCUAAAAUCAAAGAGAAAUCAAUUUGUGGACUUGAGAUUAGUUCGAGUUAUUUAGAACAAACGGAACUAAAGACCCUGGGAAAAAUCGAUUAAAAAAGGCUUUUUUAAAUUAAAAAUUGUUUUUGAUUAACUAUUUCUUCUGAUAAUAGUUAAUCUCAUAUGGUCUUCAUCUUCUGGUUCUGAUAUAAACAUGAAUUAAAUAUCAAUUUUCGAAAGUCAACUCGAAAUCUUAUUUAACCAUUUAUGUUAUUUUUUGUUUUGUUUAACAACGUGUGGAUGUCCAAUAAAAUUGAUCUAAUUUAUGGAAUUUGGAAGAGUUUAAAAUAGAGUGUAAAAUGUCAAGAGGAAACGAAAAAGUGAAUCUUGACAAUACUGAAUUUAGUAUUUUACAGUAUACCGAAAAAGUGAGGAGCUUGAUCUCCAGAUUUUUCGAAACUGGGCAGUGUUCGAAAACUCGAGAUUGAUAGCUUAUCUCUCGAAUUUCUAUUUAUUCUCUACAGUAGUUUCAGAGGGUGCAAUGGCAGGGUCCAAGAAUCACAGAUAUCACUAUUAGUAGAUUAUACUAAAGAGCUAUCAGUUUUUGGGACAAGGUAUUUAAAAUAAACAUUAUCACGUGGGACGCAAGGUUCAAGUAACCUUGAGACUAUGGACGAGGCACAAAUGUGCGGACAUGAUGUUUUAGAAAAGUCUAAAUACAUGCGAAAAACUAGACUGAAUAAACGAGAGUGUGGGAGAAUUUUGUGAGUGAAUGAGAGAAAAAAUGAUGUACCAGAAGUUCUGAACGUUCAAAUGAGCGAAAUAUUUUUUGAGAUUUCUAUAUUACCCAUCAAUAUUGUUCCAACUGCAAUUUAAAUUAUGCAGUAUAAUUCUUUUCCAAUAAUAAAUUAGUUUCAAUAUAAAUGAACAAACAUUUUAACGCUUUUCCUGGUUUGCAAAGUCAUCAGCACAAAAUUUCGUUCAUUUGAACGUUCAGAACUUUAACCACAUACAAAAUGACGAGUUUGAUUGCCAGCAUCCUUCGCUAUAUUGUUUAAUCUAUUAAGUCGCUAUAGUGUGAUUCCGUCGCCCUUUUAUUACAAAUUUCUAUUUAUUUAAUUUCGAAUAUACUUUCAACUCUGCGAUUUCCCCUUCCACCCUUCCCAUUCUCACGAAUUUUUUUUAUAAAUUUUCAAUUU